AUGGUUCCGACUAGUAUUGCCAGUAGUUUCCUUGCCAGCAGAUCAGGUACCUUGCGCGAUAUUUUUACACCAAUUCUUCUCUCAUCCACCGCCACGUCUGCUAUUCUCUCUACUCCUACAUCGCUCAGCGGCUUCAUAACGAAGACGAAGACAGGGACUGAGAGCUCGGUUGUCAGCUCGCGCACAAGUUUGACGUCUAUAAACACCUACGACACAACCCUCAGGACUCGAACAUUGACCAACGCGCCCACCAGCAGUGCUACCGAGACAGAGGCCGCUGCAGCUCCACCCUCGAAGCCACUGACACCAGAGGAGACUGCCGGGGUCGCUAUAGGAAGCACAGCUGGAAUCCUACUUGCUAUAGUCGCUGCGAUCUUCGUCGCUCGCCGCUACCACGCCAUCCAUACAGCAAAGCUUGGAAGCGGUGGCUCGUCCGGUGUCUACCCUGGAGUUGCGUGGCUGUACGAUCCUUCACUUGGCGAGAAUGGUAGCGGUAGCAGUGGCAGUGGAUCGAAUGAUGCACUCAUGUCUGGUGGAGCAAGUGGGUUGCCGUCAACUGGAAGUAGAACACCACCUCGCGUGCCGAAGAACUCUCGCGAGUACGAUCCUCGCGGUUGGCUCAACAUCAGUGCGCAAAACUACAGCGACCCUGGCAACCCAUGGAGAGAAGACCCAUUCAGAGAUCCCGAAGACCCCUUCAAAGACGCCUUUAGAGACUGGAGAGGUAGCGAUGCGAUUACCUCGCCGAGUGAUCCUGGGUCUGAUCUUGUUGCGGAGUCAUUCGGUAUCGUCAAGACGAAGCAGUGUCAAGAGCCAAAGGUCUCUAAGGAGCCUUCGUGCCUGUCCUUCGCCGAAUUCCGAAUCGAGGAACGUCCCACCGAUAUCUCCUUCCUGGCGUCGAGCGAGUAA
Alternaria arbusti is the source of this 909-nucleotide messenger RNA. RefSeq lists its product as uncharacterized. The record is from RefSeq and is a predicted model, not a curated record. NCBI's taxonomy places the organism in Eukaryota, Fungi, Ascomycota, Dothideomycetes, Pleosporales, Pleosporaceae. The transcript has 2 exons. Bases 1 to 909 code for a protein of 302 amino acids.